Drosophila montana is the source of this 6983-nucleotide messenger RNA. RefSeq names its product Otopetrin-like a (gene OtopLa). Gene Ontology annotation, molecular function: proton channel activity. Gene Ontology annotation, cellular component: membrane. Bases 924 to 3872 code for a protein of 982 amino acids. The transcript has 13 exons. Gene Ontology annotation, biological process: proton transmembrane transport. The record is from RefSeq and is a predicted model, not a curated record. NCBI's taxonomy places the organism in Eukaryota, Metazoa, Arthropoda, Insecta, Diptera, Drosophilidae.
CGAACUGUUACGAGUGAUGGAAGAGUCAAUACGGUGCCUGCCAACAACAAUCCAACGCAAGCAACAAACACAGCAACAACAUUAGCAGAAAUAGCAAAACAAAUGUUAAGCCAAACUAUUUUUGUAAAAGUUGUUAGCUUUUGAUACCACAACAGCAACAAUAAUAAUUGAUGCAAUAGUAAUAAGAAUAACAAUAAGAACAGUAUAAAAAUAACAUAAAACAAGCGGAGGGCAACAACGGUUUGUUUGCGCGUCGUCCCUUUUGUGUCUGAGUGCGUAUGUGUUUGUGCUCCUUCCAUUUUCGGCAAACGCAACAAAUUUUUCGCAAAGGCAGUCGAUACGAGGACAGCAACAAGAACAACAACAACAAUAACAGCAAAGCAAAGCAAACGCGCGCGCAACAAUCAAACGCCCACGCACACGUCCGUCUCGUGCCAACCCACCCCCCUCGCCAUAACUCCGCACUGAAAGCAGGACGAAGUCGUGACAGCGACAUGCGAAACGCGUAACAAAACAAACAACACAAAGACGCAACUGCCCUUCCAUGUGAGAAUUGACGCAGAAGAAGGCGCAGAAGAAGUAGAAGCGUGUGACAAAGAGGAAGCCCGAAAAAACGACCAAUUUGCUAACUAAAAGUCUUAAAACUAAACUGCUGCAAACCGAAUGACUGAUUUUUCUGAACAUAUAAAAUAUACCUCCUAACUAACUUUAUACCUAUCAAUACCAUAAACAAAAACCAGCCUAAGCGUACAUAUAUGCGGGAAUAUCAAAUCAUUUACUAUAUUUAGUAUUGGGCUUGGCAUUAAAGUAGCUAGCUUUCAAAUCCAUUGACAAAGAAGCAACUAAAAAGUAACAAGAAGUGACCGCAAACCAGGCUUGCAGGGAUUUCAUUAGCUGUUCGAAGCGGGCGCGGAGAGUGAGGAAUGCAGCGUUGUCCCUAUCUACAUGAGAUGCGCGAACGUCUAUUGGAUCAGCCAAGGGAAACACUGCAGCUGGAGAGUAUGGAGCGUGCCAAUUUGCUGGACAAUCGCCAGUCGGCAACCGAGUCGAAUCAGGUCGGCACCGUGGUCAAGAUACAGGGCGAUGGAUAUCACACGAGUCCCGCUCACCAGAGGACGCCGCUAGUGCCGCAUGAUCUGGGCGAGGAUUUCAACUUGGAUUUCGAUGAUGACUUUCCGAUCGAUGCACGACGACCAAAAAAUGCCAACGGUAAUCAUCCCCAGGUUCUGACGAAACCACAGAAAAGGGUUUGCUACACGUUCAAGCCAAAUCCAAAUAAGCACAGUUUUAUGCCAGCGAAAAUAACGGUCCAGGGCACAUAUCAAACAAAUCCGAUAACGGGACCAAUCGAACUAUGGACAUCGCUCUUCAUUGUAACCAGCCUGGUUUAUGCGAUUCUCUUGAUUGUAGUAUGCAUUGCAUAUGUAAUCAGCGAUGUGACCACACACCGACUGCCGGUGCUCUACUAUGAGACGUUCUUCACAUACCUAUACGGCACCAGCAUACUCUUCCUGUUGUAUGUCUUUUGUUUUUUGCUGCAGGAGAGCUCUUGCUGUAAUGGCGGCAAUGGCGGCAGCAAACCGAAACCACAGAUCAAAGAGAAGAAAUCGAAGAAAACAAAGAAUGCAGAUCCUGCCGAUUCGAAGGAUGCGAAAGGCUCUAAGGACUCUGGAAAAGCUGUCAAAGGCGCCGCAUAUCAGGAAGCACCCGUGGAUGCCGAGGUGGCCGUCACCCCGAAGAACGUGCGCAAGCGAAAGACCACGCACAGCGAUCCCACGCAUGGAAGUUUCUUUCUGCGCGUUGGUGCCAUCGCAUUUGGACUUGGUGCAAUGAUCUAUAUUGGCCUGGAAUUCGGUUCGUUCUUUGAGAUACCAUUCGAUUCGCCCUGCCAUCAUAUUUUGAUUGGCGUUAAUCCGUUGCUGCAGAUGAUCUUCACCUUCAUGCAGAUGUACUUUAUAUUCAUGAAUGCACGGCUCAACAUACAUCGCUUCAAGGUGAUUGCCCGGUUCGGCCUGAUGCAUGUGGUGGCCACCAAUAUCUGUGUGUGGAUACGCACCCUGGUUAAGGAGUCGCUGCUGGAGAUCACGAUCUAUCACCAGAAGCGCGAAGCCGACCCCGAUGCCUCGUCCAUUGCCCAUUCGAUCAGGCAGCACGCGCUGCGUCAUGCCGGUACCGUGCUAAGAACCCAUUCUGGUCCCAACAGCGAGUUCGAGGUGCUGGACGGUGAGGAUGUGCUGCCGAAGAACGUGUACAAGAGCGACAAUGUGCUGUCCAAGCUGGUGCGCAACACCGUCGAUGGCAUCUCGAAGAGCCUGGGCAUGGGUGGCGGCAUUAGCAGCACCACCAGCAGCACCACCACCACGACCAGCACGACAAGGGCGCCAUAUACAACGCCUGGCUAUCAAUGGCACAGCACUACUAUGGCUCGCAAGCUGAAGAAGUUUAUCACAAGCACCACCGCUGCCACCAGCACUGUGGGUGGCAGCAGCAGCAGCACAACCAGCACCACCACCAGCACCACAUCAACCACUAGCAUUCCAUUUGGCAGCGCUGCAACGGCCGCCGACGUCAUUAGCACGACCAGUGAAACGCCCUUCAAUAGCCUGGAGCGCAUCCUCUCAAGCGCUGCUCCGAGCCUGACGCCUGUCGAUGUGGCCGGGUCAACGUUGCCCGCUGCUGCCGAGGGCACCGCAACCUCCGGCGUCUCCGCAUUCUUUAACAAUCUGGUUACGUCCACGCCCAGCACAAGCGUCAGCCCCAGCAGCACCGAGAGUGCCGUGAAUAUUAUGAACAAUCUGUUUGGCCCCGGCAUGGAGACUAGCUUCCAAACGUAUUCGGAUAUAUCGCAUGAUGAGCCGAACGGCCUGAUCGCCUUCGAGAAUCUGGAGAGCCUGGACAACAUUUAUCCGGCGGCGUUGUCUUCCAACAUUGGCACACUCAACUCCACCGCCUGUGGACGCAUUGACAUAAUGGGCACUAUCGUCUAUGACUCGGCGCCGUAUCUGUAUCCGUUUAUCAUUGAGUAUUCACUGAUUGGCGCUGUGGUUUUGUAUGUCAUGUGGAAGCACAUCGGUCGCUAUCCGGGCAGGCUGAACGACGAGGAUCUGGAGCAUAGGCUCGAGGUGAUGUUGUCCCGUCGAGCCGUUGCCAUGGCGCAGCAGGCACGUUCCGGUCGCGUCGACUGCGUUGGCUCGUCAAAGGGUCUGUUCUUUGGUCUGUUGCUGUUGGUUGGCGCGCUGAUUUGCUUGAUACUCUUCUUCGUCUUGGUGCGUCAUCAGCAGUUCUCGCUGUUGGCCAUUUACCUGGCCGAUGCCAGCCACUGCAUUCUAAUGGCUUUUGCCAUACUCGCUAUAAUUAUCGGUUUUAUCAGGGUCAAGAACUUGAAAUUCCGCUGCGAGGAGCAAUCGAAUCUAAAUGACAUUUUGCUGCGCAUCUCUGCCUUUGGCCUGUUCACCUAUUCCGUGUUCAGCAUCAUUGCCGGCAGCAUCAAGGUGCUGGAGAGCGAGCCCAGCCUCCUGGUAACGACCACGGGCGGCGUUGCCGUCUUCCAGGUCAUUUUGCAGCUGCUCUUCAUAGCCGAUGUAUCGCGCCGUCGCGUCCACUUGCCGGAGCAUGAUCGCAGCAAGCCCGGCCGCCAGAUUGUCACCUUCCUACUCAUCUGUAAUGUGGCCAUGUUCGCCAUCUACACAUUCGAAGCUCAAAAAGUAUUCGCCAAUCCUGUAAGUAGAUAUGUGCAACUGGAGUUCUAUGGCUUUGUGCCCUGGUCCAUCAUACAGCGCAUAACACUGCCCCUGUGCAUUUUCCACCGUUUCCACAGCGCUGUCACACUUGCCGAGAUCUGGAAGACCACCUACAAGGCGCGUUUGGAAUAAGCUGUUGCAACAAUGCAAAACGAACGAGGUUAUAAAAUGCACCAAAACAUAAACAAAAAGUAAUAAAAAAAAGCGAAAUGAAAGUAAAUGAAAAACAGCAACAAAAAAUUAUAGCGAACCGAAACGCAAAGAAAGUAAAUUUAAUGUUAGUUUCUUAUUGCAUAUAAAAUAUACAUAUAUAUAUAUAUAUAUAUAUAUAUAUAUACAUAUAUAUAUAUAAAUGUAUGUUUUUAGUUACGCGUACGUAAAGGUUAACUAAGUUCAAAAACCAAAUACCAAAACAGAACAAAGCUAACCCAUAAAAUAUAUUUGAAUAUAUAUGAAAAAGAAAAACAUUUAGAAAGUGCAACAAAAAUGCGAGUUGCAUCAACGUGAGCUAAAGCCCAAAGCAAGAAAUUGGACCAAUGUGCGUGGUUAACGAAAGCAUAAACCAAACUUUAGAGCGUACAUUGAAAUGUUUAAACGUUUAAUGCUAAAUACCAAAAGUUUAAGCAACUAGCAACUAUCACAUGAAGAACGAAAACAGAGAAAAAAAUUCUUUGGAUAAAAUUUAACAAAAUUGUUGACAAAUUGAGCAAAUGUCAGAGAACGCUUUGCGAAUCGCUUGUUGUCUUAUAUUUUUUUUUUAUAUAUAAUAUAUAUACAUAUUUAUAUUUAGAAUUUUGAUUUGUGACAUGUGAGCUGCAAUCGCCAACAUGGAAAACUUAAGAACUAAGUCAUAGCGUUUACAUUUCAAAUGCAUUUCUGAAAGCAAAUGCAAACCAGUUAAAACAUUUUUCUCCUCGCUUUUUUUUUUCAUUUUAAAGAAUAGUCAGAAAACUAAAAGUAUUUUAUAAAAUUCAGCACAUGGUAUGUUAAUUAUUAAUUUAAUUGUUUCUCUAUAUGCAUACAGACACAUAUUAUUAUUAUUUCUGUCUAAUUUGUGCAUUAUUAUUAUUAUUAUUAUUAUUGCUUAACUCGCUGCAAUGUGUUUGUAACCAAAAGUUUUACUUUACAUAUUUAUAUUUAAAUGUUUUUGUUUUUAUUUCCGCUGCAAAUCAAUUAAAAAUCAUGUAAAAAUUAAGCAAAAAAAAAUUAAUUAAACUUAUAAACAAAAGGGUUGUUUACUUUUCGCGUUGCAGUCGAGUACACGAGUGCUCAAAAAAACAAAGUACUUUAACACAGCUCGACAAUUAAUUCAAAAGCCGCCGCGCCGUAAAGUAUGCAGCGCUUUUUAGACAGCAUUAAAGAUCACAUACACGAACUGAGCAGGUAUGUACCUAUAUAUUUAUAGAUAUAUGGGUCAUAAUAUCUGUAGACAUUUUGAAUGCCAUGAAAUGUGUUGUUGUAAGACGCGAGUACUUAAGAAUGCAUAAAUCAUAAAACACAUUUUGUGCAGGUUUUCGAUUUCCCUUCCCCAAAACAACAGCCGAAGACAAACACUAACAACAACAACAAACUGUGAUGAAUUAUAUUGUUUAUUGACUUUGGAUACCAAUUAAUUUAUCAGUUGCAUUGCAUAAUUUAAUAUAUUUUAACACAGAAAUUCACAAAAGUCAGAAAAUGCGUUCAACCAAACUUCGUGGCCAAUUGUAAACCACCACAAAGGCUAACAGAUCAACAAGAAAAUUAUGUUGUGGCAGCAAAGAGCCAAACAAAAUAGAAAAACAUUUUUAAUAUUUAUAUAUAUACAUACAUUCAUACAUAUAUAUAUAUAUAUAUAUAUAGAUAUAUAUAUAUAUAUAUAUUUAAAUAAAGUUUAUAAAUGUCCAUUUUUUGAUUAUUAGUAGUGAUGUUAAAUGCGAAACAAAAACUUAAUAGUAAUUAUAAUAAUUUAAUUUGUAUGUAAUAGCUCACAAAAUAAGCAAAACAAACAAUGAGAUUGUCGCAUGUGGUUCGCCGGAAAACUUCUUGAAUCCCCGAACAAUGAAACGCAUUUAGGAAAUGACAGAAAAACACGAAGAUAAAGAUAAACGUUUACAAUUACAAGCUAAGAACCAUUUUUAAAGAUGUGCAACGUAUAUCUUUAAAUAUAUGUAUACUAACCCACCAAAUUCAAAGUAUUUCAAAGUUUUAUAUGGAAAUAAACGCGUUUAGAGGGCGGCAAACACGAUGCAUCUCGCCGCCCCGUCCCUCAAAAUAUAACAACAACUAUAACUACUUAUAACACCAAAAAAAUUUAAAAUAUGGCUCAAAAUUGGCAACAAAAUACGGGAUUACCAGUUGCCAAAGACCAAAAGAAAAUAAAAAAAUACCCAAAGAUAAAAUAAAAAAGGAUACUUCCUACUCGAAAGGAAGAUAUCAAAUUUUGAGCUCAUACGUUGCAAGUACAUAGCGAGUACAUAAUAUAGCUAGUGUGUGCAUGUUUUUUGUUGGCAAUUUAUAUACACUGCCGUCUCUUGUACUGUACCAAUAUAUAUAUAUAUAUACAUCUCUAUAUAUAUAUAAAUUUCACGCAUAGCUAUAUAUACGUGGACAAGUAUUAUGCAUGUGGCGUUGCGCGAUACGUGAUCAAAGCAAUCCAAGUUCAGAUACAAAUCAGAAAUCCAAUCCUUGAUACCCAAACGGAAUACGACGUAUAUUUACGCACUUUCGUACUCGUCAAUAGAGUUAUAUAAUACGUAUUAUACACGAAAAAGAAAAAAAACCACUAAAAUCUCAAAAUAAAAUCAAAUAUAACGUGUAGUCAAGUCGUAAGUAGUUCAGUCGACUCUCUUUCAUCUACGAGUGCGCAGUUAUUUAUGGAUUAUACUUAAGCAUUUCAAUGGCGAAUCAAAUUCAGUUAAACAUGUACUUGUGUAGCUUUUAGUAUAAAUAUUCAAUAAAUAUACAUACAUAUAAUUGAUAAGCAGUGAAUGAAGAAGACAGACAUUGAGAUCGCGAGCGAGAUCGAGAAGCAAAUCGAAAGGAAUGGAAAAGGAAAUCAUGAAUACAAAUAUAUAUAUAUGCGUAUAUCUAAUUGUUUUUUCUUAAAAUAUUUAGUUUAACAUAAGAUCAUAUUUUAUGUAUUUUUAAUAACUACAACAUAAAUUAUUGAAUGUUUCAACUAAGUUGUAUAUUUAUAAGUGACAUUAACAAAGAACGCGUCUAGACAUAAUGGAAUUAUGUAUCUGUAUUUAAAAAAAACCAAAA